This is a messenger RNA of Fulvia fulva, 6603 nucleotides long. RefSeq names its product Calcium-channel protein cch1. Gene Ontology annotation, biological process: calcium ion import across plasma membrane. The record is from RefSeq and is a predicted model, not a curated record. Bases 1 to 6603 code for a protein of 2200 amino acids. The transcript has a single exon. Lineage: Eukaryota; Fungi; Ascomycota; Dothideomycetes; Mycosphaerellales; Mycosphaerellaceae. Gene Ontology annotation, molecular function: high voltage-gated calcium channel activity; calcium ion binding. Gene Ontology annotation, cellular component: voltage-gated calcium channel complex; membrane.
AUGGCCGAUGAAUCGGCGCAUCGCCGCAACCAGUCCGCCAGCAAUGCCAUCCCACUGCAGACCCUCACCAGCAAUGGUGCCUCUGAGCGGACUGGAGGCCUGGACAGGAACGAGCCCCAUCGCCGCACUCUCAGCGAUCGUGGACGAGACUUCCUCAGAGUCGGCCGAUCAAGCGCGGGUAACAGACGGCAGGCGCCGUACAGUCCCAUCCACGACCAAGACGAAGGCUCUCCUACACCAGGCUCCCGAAACGCAGCGCGCCCUACGAUCGCGUUCGUCACGACACCCUCCGGCCAGCACGAGCGCAUACCGGACGAAGAUGACGAGACACAGCCCUUGUCGCCCAUCGCGGAUAGAGGCGCGUUCCAGAGUGCCAUCGGAUUCGCAGGACUACAGCACGUCUCAUCAGACCACCUGGACGACGAUGAUGACAUAGACGACACACCGCCAACGCCCUCACGAUCCUCUCGUGCGACCUUGGACAGCCUUCCUCCGAUUCAGACUCGACGCAGCGCAGAUGAUAUGGUCUCCGUGCAGCUAGACGAUGGACCCGCCUUCUUCUCUCCAGGAGUUGCCGAUGAGGACGACACUGUACCGCUGACAGACUCAUCGAGGCUUCGGCCAUCAAUUGUGGAGGUGCAGAACACACCCACGGGUCAGCGUCACGACCGGCAAAGGAGCAGGGCAGGCUCAGCACUCAGUGGCCUGAGUGUACGCUUUGGGGCGUCUCCAUCUGGGCAGAGCGGACGCUCAAGAGGCAAUUCGAGACUAGGCGAUGAUUUGACAGAUCUCAGCGCAACACCGUCAAGCAGGGGCACAUACCUGUCUCCCUUAGGCGAGUCGCCCUUGCAGCGAACAGGCACAAUGCUUCGGAAGAUGUCCCAGCGUGUGGUGAAUCUGAGUAACGAGACCGAGCCUGUGGAAAGAACUACGCCACGAAAAUCGGUUGUACCGCCGCCGGAAGAUCUCAACGAGGCUGCCUUGGACGGCACAGCGCCUCCUCGAUCCCCCGCGAGCGAGAAACGGCCUUCAAUCGUCGAAGAUUCAAGCCCACCUCUUCAGCUUCCCCCGAGCGACCGGAACCCAUUGAGGGGCAAGUCACUUGGAUUGUUCUCUCAGGACAGCAGGGUUCGGCAGUCACUUCUGGAAUUCCUCGUGCAUCCGUUCGUGGAGCCGGUCAUUCUCGUUCUCAUUGUUAUCCAAACCAUCGUCCUGGCAAUUGAGUCAGCGCCAAAUGUUUACCUGGAUCCGCGGCCCCAGAACUGGGAUAACAAUUGGAGCGAUUGGCUGAUUCUGAGCAUAUUCAUCGUCUAUACCAUCGAGAUAGGAAUCAAAAUCGUGGUUUCGGGCUUUCUAUUCAAUCCUACAGAGUACAGCACCAUAGAUCGAAGCAUCGGGAUCAGGGAGGCACUCAAGAAAAAAGCUGAUGCCAUGUUCGCGCUGCAUCGUAAGGACUCGAAAAAGGGCCUGCACGAGCAGGUCAUAGAGCCUCAUGCACCAGCACCAGACUCUCUGCUCCGAACCUUUACGACUCAUGAUAUCGACGAGAUCCCUGGCGGUUCGAGACAGGCACAGAAAAAGCGCCUCGCAUAUCGCGCCUUCUUGCGACAUUCCUUCAAUCGUCUUGAUUUCGUGGCCGUGGUGUCGUUCUGGAUCAGCUUCGUGUUGGGUUCCGCGGGGAUAGAGUAUCAGCACCAGCUGUACGUCUUCCGGAUGAUGAGCUGUCUUCGCAUAUUGCGACUCCUGGGCAUCACCAGCGGCACGUCCGUAAUCCUCCGUAGUCUGAAGCGGGCGGCGCCGAUGCUGAUCAACAUAGCAUUCUUGAUUGGAUUCUUCUGGCUACUGUUCUCGAUUGUGGGAGUGCAGAGCUUCAAAUCUAGUCUGCGCAGACAAUGCACCUAUAUUGGGCCGGCUGGGGUCGGGAACAACACUCAGGACCAACCACCGCCUGCAGGAAAUUUCCAAUUUUGCGGCGGCUAUCUCUCAGACAAUGGCACGGCCAUGCCAUGGCUGAAGUCAGAUGGUACACCUGGCACUACUGAACACAAAGGCGUUCUAUGCCCGCAAGGCUCGCUUUGCCUGGAAGGCACGAAUCCAUACAAUGCUACGAUCAGCUUCGACAAUAUCUUCCAGUCUGCCGAAUUGGUCUUCGUGAUCAUGACCUCGAACACCUUUACAGACAUCAUGUACUUCCUGACUGAUUCGGAUUACCUCGCCGCGGCUCUUUUCUUCGCCUUCGGAAUCAUCUUCCUGACCUUUUGGCUGAUUUCGCUGCUGAUAGCCGUCAUCACAGCUUCCUUCCAGGUCAUCCGCGAAGAGAGCAGGAGCAGCGCUUUCAUGGCCGAAGAUGAACCUGCUGAAGGGGCUCUCAGUAAUACUGAAAGUGCGGACGGGGCCGUCAAGCGCCAGCCACCCGUGUCAGCGAUCAAACGUGCCUACCAAAAAUGCUACUGGGUCUGGAUCGUUAUCAUCGUCUUCGAUCUGGUCGUUCAGAGUCUGCGGACAGAUACCAUGGGGAAAUUCACAAAAGAGCUGCUCUUCUGGGUAGAGCUGAUCGUAACUUUCGUCCUAGUCUUCGAGAUUGUGUUUCGCUUCAUCUCCGACUGGCGAGAUUUCCGUCACCACAGACGAAACUGGUUCGAUCUCUUCCUCGCGAUCAUGACCACGAUCAUCCAGCUGCCACCCAUUCGGAACUCCGGCCAGCCAUACGCAUGGCUCACAGUAUUUCAGAUACUGCGCAUCUACCGCGUGGUUCUGGCAGUCCAGAUGACGCGAGACCUUAUCAUGCUCGUAUUGCGACACGUUUCUGGUGUGGCUAACCUCAUCCUAUUUGUGUUCCUCUUGACAUUCCUCGCGGCCAUAUUUGCAGCACAACUGUUUCGGGGCCAGCUUCCAAUACUCGACGAUCAGGGCAACUACAUUCAGGUCAAUUUCGCCACGAUCUUCAACGCCUUUCUCGGCAUGUACCAGGUCCUUUCUAGUGAAAAUUGGACCACGGUCAUGUACAACGUGGCGCGAUUCGACAAGCAAUACGGCACCGCUUGGAUAGCUGCCACCUUCUUCAUCAUCUGGUUCAUUCUAGCCAACUUCAUUGUCCUGAACAUGUUCAUUGCUGUCAUUCAAGAAAACUUUGACGUCUCGGAAGAUCAGAAGCGCAUGCAGCAGGUCAGGAUGUUCCUCCAGCGGAAAGAACUUGGUAACAACAGUGGUGGUACCCUCUCGCUGUCGACGAUUUUCAAGUUCGGCAUGGUGAAACGGCAAGACCCGCUGGAUUUUGGAUCAGCAGCCACGGAGAUGUUGCUGAAGGACGCUGUUGUACGAGACUUCCUGGACGAGCAGAUGGACGAUGAUGGGCAGCUCAAACGUACCGGAACUAACAAUCUCCUGUCUGCGUCCACUCUCAACUUGGUUAAGCAGCCGGCUGGCUGGGGCAAGUGGCUAAAGGAGAAGCUGUCGAAGCACCUGCUCGAUCGCGAACCGAACCCAUUUUAUUCUCGAUUGCAGUUGACCAAGCCGUACGAAGAGCUUGAUCCUCGAGCUCUGGCCAAAGAAGUCGUUAGUGCCGCCGAGCAACGCAAGGUCUCUCAGCGAGAAUUUCUUCGCCGUCAUCCGAAGUACAAUGUCUCGCUGUACAUGUUCAGUCCCGACAACCCGCUUCGGAAGUUCUGCAUGCGCAUUGUUGGGCCUGGCCGCGGCGAUCGCAUCCAGGGUGUGCAACCAAAUCCAACCAUCUGGUAUUCCUUCUCGGCUUUCAUAUACGCAGCUAUUGUCGGCAUGGUUCUGCUUGCCUGCGUCACUACACCUCUCUUCCAGUUGGAGUACUUCAAGAAAUAUCCCGAUGCAAGCGACAAAUAUAAUUGGUUCGUGUACACCGACAUAGGUUUUGCGGCCCUCUUCACCGUGGAAGCCAUCAUCAAGGUUAUCGCAGACGGUUUCUGGUUCACACCAUGUGCCUACUUCCGCAGCUCCUGGGGUUUCAUCGAUGGCGUUGUGCUUGUCACGCUCUGGGUGAACGUCAUAACCUCCCUAUACGACCCUAGCAGUGGCUCGCGGGCGGUUGGCGCAUUCAAAGCCUUCAGGGCGCUGAGGCUGCUAAACGUCAGCGACAGCGCACGAGACACGUUCCAUUCAGUAAUCGUACUGGGUGGCUGGAAAGUCCUCAGUGCCGCCUUUGUCUCAUUGAGCUUGCUCAUACCCUUCGCCAUCUAUGGUCUGAACCUCUUCGCGGGAAAGAUGGCAUGGUGCAACGACUGGCAGGAAUACGAUGUGCACAAUCUCACCGACUGUGUUGGUGAGUCGGUCUUCUCCCCAAUUGGAUACGACAUGCUCGCCCCUCGGAGAGUCGCACCCGUUAACUACGCUUACGACUUCGAUUCGUUUGGUGACGCUCUCUUCAUUUUGUUCCAGGUCGUCUCGCAAGAAGGCUGGGUCGACCUUAUGUGGAGCGCACAAUCGAUCACUGGCGUGUUUACUCAGCCAGCAUGGUUCGCAUCCCAAGGCAAUGCGGUCUUCUUCGUGCUCUUCAACUUGCUUGGCGCGGUCUUCGUGCUCACGCUGUUCGUUUCAGUGUUCAUGCGAAACUACACUGAACAGACUGGGGUCGCUUUCCUGACCUCAGACCAGCGGUCAUGGCUCGAGUUACGCAAGCUCCUACGUCAGGUGGCACCAUCGAAACGGCCAAAUCGGCAGAAACGGCGACUGUCAUGGCAAGAAUGGUGUUAUCGCCGUGCAGUGACCAAGAAUGGCCGCUGGCAACGAAGCAUCACAGGCAUUUUGAUCGCCCAUCUUAUCUUGCUCUGUUUGGAAUGGUAUCCAGAACCGGAAGCUUGGGCCCUCACGAGGAUGUGCAUAUUCUUCAUCUUCAUGCUGUUCUACAUUGCCAACAUUGUCAUCCGUAUAGCUGGCUUAUCCUGGUUCCGAUUUCGAAAGAGUGCUUGGGACAUGUACUCAAUCGUGGUGGUUUUUGGUGCCAUGGUCACCUCCAUCGUUGUGUUUGGAGAUCUGAGCAACGGCGUCUACGCCCAGACGCAUAAGUUGUUCCUGGUAGCAGUCGCGUUGCUGCUGAUUCCACGCAACAACCAGCUGGACCAGCUUUUCAAAACGGCAGCGGCGAGUUUUAGCGCGAUCGCAAAUCUGCUGGCCACCUGGUUCGUGCUCUUCCUCGUGUACGCCAUAGCCUUCACGCAGACCUUCGGCCUGACGCGCUUUGGACCGAAUGAGAGCGACAACGUCAAUUUCCGGACAGUGCCCAAGGCCUUGAUCCUGUUAUUCAAGAUGAGUGUUGGUGAGAGCUGGAAUCAGCACAUGAUGGAUUUUGCCAACAUCGAACCCCCCUACUGCACCGUGUCAGAGCACUACUACGAAGGUGACUGCGGAAGCAAGCAGUGGGCAUAUGCGCUUUUUGUGUCCUGGAACAUCAUCAGCAUGUACAUUUUCGUGAAUUUGUUCAUCUCGUUGAUAUACGAGAGCUUCUCAUACGUGUACCAGAGAAGCAGUGGCCUAUCGAUCAUCAGCCGGGAGGAGAUCCGCCGGUUCAAGCAAGCAUGGGCAGAGUAUGAUCCGAACGGCACAGGCUUCAUCUCCAAAGAUGUGUUUCCCAGGUUUCUGGGUGAGCUUUCAGGCAUAUUCGAGAUGCGUAUCUACGACGGCGAUUUUACCAUCAGCAACUUGAUCAACGAUUGCAGAGUGGGCCCCAGGAGGGCUUCACAACUGCCUCUUGAUGGAGAAUCAUCGAACCCGGACAUCGAUCUCGCCAAACUCAACCGACGACUGGCCGAGCUCCCAGUGGGCGAGAUCCAAAGGCGCAGAGCACGCAUGAAUACGUUCUACGAAGAGGUGCUGGUGUCGGCAGAUCCUGAUCGCGGGAUCGCCUUCAAUGCGCUGCUGAUGAUUCUGGCGCAUUACAAAGUGAUUAAUGACAACAAGAGUCUGCGACUGGAAGAAUUCUUGAGACGAAGAGCAAGGUUACAGCGCGUGGAAGAGGCAGUCAACCGUAACAUCGUUGUUGGUUUCUUCGACACGCUUUACUGGACGAGAAAAUUCAAGCGACACUUGGAUGCGAAGAAGGACGCGCGCAUGACGAUGAUACCCUCGUUUGGCGUGCCUGAAAUCCUGGUACAAGAUGAGGGUGGCGACGACAUUACGCAAGCUCGCAAAGUCGACGUCCCUGCCGUGAGUGUGACACCCGUUGACCAUAAUCCGAAUGACACUGCGGAGGCGCUAGGCAUUGGACGCGCACCACCAGGCGAUUCAAGCCCAAACACGGCUUUUAGGGACAGAAGCAGCUCGAUCCAGCUUUCGCCUGUCGCAUCGCCCACGCGUGAAGGGUUCAAUCUGUCUCCUCGACAUCGUCCAACUGCUUCAAGCAGCAGCAUACAGCCAGAUUGGCAUUUCGCAGCUGCCAUGGAAGGAGUUGCCAGGCCUUCUCCUCCAGGUAGCCCGGGAUUGAGCGAUGCAGAUGCUUCAGCAGCCCGAAGUCGGGCUAACAGCGCAGUCAGUCAACACGAUAUGCUGGGCAUGUUCCAGGACAGCGCGUGGGGGCAGUCGAUGAGGAGGAGCUUCACGACAAAACGCCCGGAUGACCAACGCAGGCCUUCAUCAUGA